This is a messenger RNA of Musa acuminata AAA Group (dessert banana), 1689 nucleotides long. RefSeq names its product protein IQ-DOMAIN 14-like. The coding region runs from base 166 to 1491 and encodes 441 amino acids. The transcript has 6 exons. NCBI's taxonomy places the organism in Eukaryota, Viridiplantae, Streptophyta, Magnoliopsida, Zingiberales, Musaceae. The record is from RefSeq and is a predicted model, not a curated record. Gene Ontology annotation, molecular function: protein binding.
UAUAUAUAUAGUUCCUUGGCAGAAGAGCAGUUUCUCUAUGGUGAAGUGAUAUUCCAAGCUCAAGCCAUAUCUCCAUCUUCUUCUGCAGCUGAAUGAUUUUGCUAGUGAAGUAGUUCCUGGAGUGUGCCAAGGUAUUUCUAUGGUCGGACUCGGAAUAACAAAGAGAUGGGCAAGAAAUCAAGUUGGUUUUCUGUUAUAAAAAGAGCCUUCACUUCAAGCUCCAGGGAUAAAUUUGUUGAUGCAAGAGUUCAGAUCCAAGGUUCAGAGAAGAAACUCACAAAGGAGAAGAAAAGGUGGCCUUUUGGAAAAUCCAAGCAUGGUGAAACCAAUUCCUUCAUUCCCCUGCAGAGAGAACCAAGCAGCAUCGAGAAGAUCUUGGAAGAUGCUGAGAGUGAGCAGCAGCAGCAGGACGGAGUGCACUCAAGGCCCUCCAAGAAGGUUCAACAAUCUAUACCAGCUGCAAGAAAACAAACAAUGAUCCCAAACUACGCUCAUAUUUCAGCAAUCAAGAUUCAAGCAGCCUAUAGAGGUCAUCAGGCUCGGCGGAGCUACCACACACUGAAGGGGCUAAUGAGACUUCAAAGAGCCAUGAGAGGGCAGAAUGUGAAGCGCCAGACGAUGAACACAAUGAGAUGCAUGCAGAUGCUUGUUCGAGUACAGCUGCAGAUACGAGCUAAUAGGCUGCAGAUGAUGGAGAGCAGAAGUCUUCAACUCCACAAGACUUCACCAAAGUGUGAGAAGGACACGGAGAGCAACUUCGGCAAGUGGAGUGCUGCUCACCAAACUGAAGAAGAAGGCCGUGAAGAAUGGGAUGAUAGCGUUCUCACAAGAGAGGCUCUGGAAGCAAGGAUGCGGAACAAGGUCGAGGCAGUCAUCAAGAGGGAGAGGGCAUUGGCCUAUGCUUACACCCACCAGCUACUGAAGGUGACGCCCAGGUCGGCCGAGGCCAUGCUGACCGGCCUCCGCUCCGGCAGCGCACCCUGGUGGUGGACAUGGCUCGAGAGCCAACACCCCUCCUCCGACAACCCCGAACCGGCGCCGCCUGUCCGAGCGCCGCGUCCUCAAACGCCGCGCUCGCCGGCCGCCAUACGUCCCAGAGCCACACCCGGCCCCCGCCGGCCGCACCGCGGCCACUACACGCGCCUGAGGCCCGCGGACGCCGACGACGCCAGCCUCACGAGCUGCCCGACCUUCGCCGUGCCCAACUACAUGGCGCCCACCGCCUCGGCCAAGGCCAAGGUGAGGAACGACCGCGCGUUCGUGUCUGUGCAGGAGCCGAAGAAGAAGCGGUUCUCGUUCGGGUUGGGUCAGAGCAUAGGCUCCCUGUUUGCCGGCAAGGAAACCAUUAGCGGUGGCGGGUGUUGUGGAUCAAAGAGCACGGGAAGACAAGGGAGGCACAGGUCCACGCAGUCUGUGGGCGGCAUGAGCGUGGACUCCAUUGUGUCGCUGCCCGUGGGAGCUGUUGUCGGCAGGAGGAGCAGCUUCAUAUAGUUUUGCUGGUUGGGAGUUACGUGAUUCCUUCCUUCUGUUCUUGUUGUGAUUUCCUACAGCCUUGUUCAUGUUUCUGGUGUUCAUCUCCUUGUCAUUUAUGUUGCCUUGUUGCUUGUUUGGGAUUGUUUUGUAGUUCUGGUCUUGAUUAAUCUUCUCAACAAAACAACAAAAACAUCUUUUGUUUAUGACAGCAUGUUU